Molecule: messenger RNA, 2919 nt
Organism: Oryzias latipes (Japanese medaka)
Lineage: Eukaryota; Metazoa; Chordata; Actinopteri; Beloniformes; Adrianichthyidae
Gene: zc3h12aa
Product: zinc finger CCCH-type containing 12Aa
Biological process (GO): 3'-UTR-mediated mRNA destabilization
Cellular component (GO): nucleus; cytoplasmic ribonucleoprotein granule
Molecular function (GO): metal ion binding; mRNA binding; RNA endonuclease activity
Source: RefSeq, a predicted model, not a curated record
AACGAUAUAACGCAGGACGCGGAAGCGUUUUGCGAAGGAGCCUAACUGUAGCGGUGCCAAUCUAAAAAAAAAAUAUAUGUGACGAAACUCGUGUUGUCUCCCUUACAUGCAAAUUUUCGCAUACCUCCACGAGGAAGAAGAGCAGGAAAAGGUGGGCGUGGCCUGUCAGUCUUCACAGGAAAAAACGGCAAGGACUUAUUUUUGGUGACUUCCUAACAGAAAGAUGGAACAUGAAGACAAAGAGCGAGACACAGCAGGUAAAUAGUCGCUUCUUCUGCGUGGAAAGAAAACUUUACCCGCGUGCCAGGGAGCGCGCGGACGUCCUCUUGUAGCUCAGCUGUUACCUGACAGACCUCAAAAUACCCUAAUGUCUGAAGCUGUCACCUGUCCUGUCAUAAUGGACCAGACACUUCCUACUUCAAGUUCACCAUCAGAACAACAACCAGAGGCCGACAGUGAGGAGCUCCAGUUCAGAGUUGACUUCUUCAGGAAGCUGGGUUAUCCCUCCACAGCGGUGAAGGCUGCUUUGAGAAAGCUUGGCCUCAACACAGACACGAACGCCGUUUUAGGGGAGCUGGUCAGGACCAGUGCCGGCUCUGCACCCUGUGGUUCUGACAACGGUACCAAGAGCUCCAAAGACCCUCUACUGCCUCCAACGUGGACAAUGACAACCCAGCAAGGAGACCAGAAGAGUGCGGACACAGAGCUGAGGCCCAUCAUCAUAGAUGGCAGCAAUGUAGCUAUGAGUCAUGGAAACAAGGAAGUGUUCUCAUGUCGGGGCAUUCAGUUAGCGGUGAACUUCUUCCUGGACAGAGGUCACAGUGUGAUUACAGUGUUUGUUCCCUCCUGGCGGAAAGAGCAGCCCAGAAGUGAUACCCCCAUAACAGGACAGCACAUCCUGACAGAGCUUGAAAAACAAAAGAUCGUGGUCUUCACUCCCUCGCGGCGCGUUGGGGGCAAACGCGUGGUCUGCUAUGAUGACCGUUUCAUCGUCAAGCUGGCACACGAGUCUGGCGGAGUGAUCGUGUCCAACGAUACCUACCGUGAUCUCCAAGGAGAAAGACCUGAGUGGAAGAAAUGCAUCGAAGAGAGGCUCCUCAUGUACUCAUUUGUAAAUGACAAAUUUAUGCCUCCAGAUGACCCUCUGGGUCGACAUGGCCCCAGCCUUAGCAACUUCCUUCGAUUAAAGCCACUGCCAGUGGAGCAGAAAAGACAAUUUUGUCCAUAUGACAAAAAGUGCACUUAUGGCAUCAAAUGUAAGUUCUACCAUCCUGAGAGGGCAAACCAAUCCCAUCUGUCACUGGCUGAUGAACUGAGAGAGAAAGCCCAGAUUUCUGCUGAGACAGAGGAAAGAUCUGCAAGAUUAUCCCCCAGACAGCCUCAACUCGAUCACAACCCUGCUCAGAAAAACUGUCCCCACCCUCAAGACAAACAGCUCCCUAGAGAGCGGCAGAGUGCCUCACUUCCAGGUCUGGUUAGUGAAAAUAAACUGCUUUAUUGGGAGAAUCCUAAGAAACAUCCAAACCAUAGUGGGUCUUCUGCCACGGGGGGCCAGUGUCAGAGAGAGUGGCCUGGGCAACACUUGGCUCAGAAUCACUACUACGCUAACAUGUCACACGAGUGUUUGGAUUCUGGCUUCAACUCUUUUGACAGCUACAGUUCAGAUGUUUCACAUUCUUACAGCAGCUCCCAUCAAAACAGAGCCCAUAGUCAAAACGCCUUUUCAGGACCCCAGCAUCCGUCUGCUUUUUUAGAAAAAACUAAGACUAACCAGUCCUGCAGGAGCUGUUCCCACACCCAGCAACAAAACAGAAACAUGGACUACAAGGGUCAAGCCUUUAAUAAGACCUACUCUCCAAAUAUGUUCCCAAGCAACAUGCUUCAACAGCACAGCCUCCCCAGUCACUUAAAUUACAGCGGCACACCUCACCUGCAGCAUAACUAUUGGUCAGAUCCCUUCCAGGGGACGUCCAUAAUCCGAACAGUGAGCAGCCUCCCUUCAGAGGUCCAUUCCUCACAUUCCCAUAAUUCCUGCCAUCAGUACCAACCCUGGGGACAGCAACCACCUUCUGCCUCCUUUGACCCAGAAAGAUCCGAACUUCGCAUAAAACUGCAAGCCAUCUUCAACCCAAACCAGGUGGAUGAGGUCAUGUUGAUGUUCCCAAAUCUGACGGAUCCAGAAAAACUUGCUGAAAAGAUACUUAACCUUAAGGCUCAAAGGAAAUUUUUCUGAACUUUUUUCCUUUUUUACAUAGUUGUAAGGAGGUCAUUUUGUUGCAGGUAGGAAAAAAAUAUUUAAAGAAAAUUUUAUGAGUCACUUUAAAAGAACUUGUAUUAUACUCUGCAGUGUGCCAUAAUGGACAUCCCGUUUUAUUUAUGGGCAAUUUAGCCAAAGUUUUCUAAGGUUUUUUUCUAUGACUAUGUUGUCAAAUGUGACCUUGUCAUCCAAGUUUUGGAUAAAAAGUGCCUCUAGACCAAAGUUGGUCAACAUAAAGUGUCUACUUUGUUGAUGCAUAUUGCAUUACAUGGGAUUUUUGUAAUGUUCUCAUGCAAUAAAAAUCUGUUUUCUAAGGUUUCUUAUUGUUUCUUGAUUCAAUGCUAAUAUUCCAGAACAGCUCGCUACUUAAUAUGAUCUCCUUGGCAUAGACCUGCAGUGUAUGUUGAGAUUGCACAAUAGCCUAAGAUGGAAGAUUUUUUCCCGUGUCACCUUUCACUUCCGUAUAAAGUUUCUUACAUUUUCUGAAAAGCGGCCCUUUUGAAAGUUUGUUCAAAUGUAUGAAAAAAACAAGUUCUCUACAAGAAUCUUUGCCUUGCUUCAUUAUGUGUUUUAUGAUACUGAAGCUGUAUUUUGUUUGUCGUAUCUUUGAGCAAGGUCAAAAGAGGGUGAAAAAAAAAAUGAAUAAACUUUAUCUGAACUAA